AUGCAACGAGGUCGCCAGAGACGCGAAGAGUCGGAAGACUAUGGAGCAGAGGCCAUCUCCAACAACCCUGGCCUGCGCCACCUGACUGUAGGACAUGCUGCGGGUCACAGCCACCCGUCCUCUCACAGCAGUAGUCAAAGCCCCACAACCCCUUCAUUUGAGCUAUCACCCCCGCCACCAGAAGAAAGCAGCAGCGCCGACAAACAGGUCCGCAUAGCCGACGAAGAGCCGAAUCUGGAGCUUGUCAACCGACGUCUGGCAGAGAGAAGAGGAAGAACACGAAACGAAAGUAGAAGCCGCAGCAGAAGCCGCAGAGGAUCACGCAGUGGAGAGCGAGUUCCACGCCAACGGUCGUCGUUACACCUCGGCGAUCUGAACGUCUCCAUGCCUAUUUCGACAGGCUCUUAUGGAUUUAGACCACACUCUCCGUUUUUGACCCCACAGGGUCUCAGUGGAAGAAGUAGACCUGUCAGCAGAUCUGGUAGUCCCACUCGUACACCAGCCUUUACACCGGGACAUUCACGCCACGGAUCGCGCGUCAACAUAAAAACUGUGAACUCCACACCCAACAUGAGUCGUUCUGCCUCUUCAGCCCGAAUCCAGCGGAUCGGAUCGGACUACUUCCAGACAUUAUCCACGCGAAUGAAGCGAAUGGAUCACACAACCGCCCAUACUGAAGACUCGGAGCUUUUGGAGACAUACGGACUGGAAGAACUACGAGAAGGAUACUUUGAUGCCAUCUUCGAGCCGGCAAGAAAAGCGGAGGAAAACGCCAGAAUGGUUGUGCUUCAAAUGAGGGAGAAGGCACAGGCAGAGGCUAACCAGGUAAAGUCGCCUAUUCAGCUAUUCCUGGGCAUGUUCGUGUCCACCUACCACGCCAUUAGAACCACUCUGCUUACCAAGAAUGGUAUCACGGUCCUGAAGGCGUUCUUGGCCUACUUUGUGGGCUUUCUACUUUGCAUUAUUCACCCCACAGCGCGUUGGCUUGGUCCGCACUGCUAUUUUCUGCCAAUAGCCACCAUCCUACACCAUCCAGGACGUCGCACGGGAUCACAGAUCGAAAUCACCGUUCAAUGUAUUGUUGGCCAGGCUCUUGGAAUGGGUAUUGGAGCUCUUGCGCUGUACGUUAGUGACUCCACUACGACGGCAAGAAAAGGACAUGGUGGACUUUUGGCAGUGGCUGUCAUUCCAACUAUUGCCGUUGUUUCUUGGAUGAGAGCCUGCUACAUUCGUCUCUACCACGGGUUCCUGUCAAUGGGUAUUGCUUUGCUUGCCAUGACAGACAUUGAUGUGAGUUCAGACUUCCACUGGCGAAGUGCAUGGGACUUCGGUAUUCCUUAUUUAUUUGGCAUGCUCUUGCCAGUUGUGAUCAACCUUUUGAUCAUCCCCUCGAUUGGUCAAGGUGAUAUGGUCACUUGUAUGGCUGACGCGUUGAGUUGCUGUCGAGACUGUGUGCACAAAAUGAUGGCCACGGAACCUGGUGUCGGUAAAGAAGCCCAAGAUGCUCUCAAUGCUCAGUCCAUCGCUCUGUCUGACAUUCACCGAAACAUGUGCAACGAAAUCAUGUUGACCACUUUCUCCAAGGACAAUGUGCGAAUCGUCCGAAACCUCAUCCAAACCGUCAUCGGUCAUAUUCGAAUUGUUGACUUACCCUGUGAGAUCUUCAGUGUUAACGUUGCUGCCGCUAAGGAGGACGCAGAAGAGGACUACUUCAACCAGCACCCGCAUCACGCUAUUCCCGACAUGGCUCCCAAGAUUUUUGAGCUGUUCCAGGAAGGAGCACGUGAUCUCGUUCUUUCUAUCAUGGAAGCCCUCACUUUGGCGGAAGAGUUCAUCAAGAACAUCCGACAUCCACCGGAGGAGAUUUCUCUCAAGUUUCAGAAGGCCAUGACAAAUCUACAGCACAAGAUGAACCACCUUGAUGCCCAGUAUACCAAGCUUAUUGUGGACCAACAAGAGUUGAACAUAUCUCGACGAGCAGCUAUCAACGCUCUGUUUGUUCAGCGACUGUCUCACUGUGGCCAUGCUGUGUUCAAUCUGCUGCGUCACUUGCAUGGCAUGUCCCUAGAAACACCUCACUGGCGUCUCUCGUUACCCCGAUACCCCUGGAAGCGAGCCCUCACCUGGUCCAAUACCCAAUCUUUGCAUGACCGAGGUGGAAAGACAGCUGGUCAUUACUUUCGUGUCAAAGCCGAAGUUGAAGAGAUCUUCCAUCGAACAUUCAACAUGAAUACUUCUCGUCAUAUUGUCCGAGAAGGAGAGAAGAACCAGAAGCAGCAAAUGUGUGUCAAUGCUGUUGAUCAUUCCGACUUUGAUGCUAAGCAUGGUGACAUUUCGUCUGCUCGUUACAAGCUGUGGAAGAUUCUUCAUAGACUCCAGCGAUUUGAGAGUAAGUUUGCUGUGAAGACUACUAUUGCUGUGACUCUUCUCUCUCUUCCUGGCUGGCUGGAAGGUCAUGACUGGUACCAGCACUACGACGCCUUCUGGGCUCCGAUCCUGGUGCUCAUUUCGCUGCAUCCUCGAGCUGGUGGUAACGCCCAUGAUCUGAUUGUGCGAACUGUGGUUGCUAUUAUUGGUGCUGUGUUUGGUGCCCUUGCCGCUGGAAUCUGGCAGGGUCACAAGGCCAGUCCAUAUAUUAUGGGUGUCUUCUGUGCUGUCUUUAUGAUACCUUGUCUCUACCGUUUCACAGUAUCCAAUCAUCCUCGCUCCGGUCUCAUGGGUUGCUUGUCUUUUACAAUAGUCGCCUUGGGUAUCUACACCGAUAAACUGCAGGGACCUAAGCGAUGGCGAGAUGCAAACCCAGUCACGGGUACCUGGACCCGUGCUCUUGGCAUUCUGAUCGGUCUGUGGUCCGCCAUCCUCAUCUCUUGGAUCUUAUGGCCCUUUGUGGCUCGUACCGAGUCUCGUGUCUUCACUGCCGAUAUGCUGGGUCAUGUUUCGCAGUGUUACCAGAUUGUGGCUGAUCGAUACCUAUACCAUGAUCUCGACGAUGAUCCUACAACGCUGGCCAUUGAGCUCUCUCAGAUUCGAGAGGCACGUAUGAGACAGGGUUUUCAGGCUUAUCGUGAGCUCAUUCUGUCGACCCGCCAUGAGCCUUCUCUCAGAGGUGAUUUCCCUAUCCAGACGUACCUGGCGCUGUUUCAAUCUUGUGAGCAUGUGUUCAACCGUAUUGUCGAGGCGCGUAUCUCAUCGGUAUACUUCCGAAUCUAUGAGUUCGACGAAACCAAGGAGACGACUGCUCACCUGCUUUCUUAUCGACGAGACGCUAUUGCUGCUACCAUCAUGGUCCUGUUCAUCAUUGCAGACUGCUAUAGAGCUCGUAGACCAGUUCCUCGGUACCUCCCGUCCUCCAAAAUGGCUCGUAAGCGACUGUUUCAGACCAUUGCUUCUCUGGAGACCAUUAUGUUGGAUGAGUCUGACAAUGAGACACAUGUUCAGGACCAUGAGAAGGACGCCCAGAAGAUGGCUUCGAUUCUGGCAGGAUCUCGAAAGGUUGGCGAGCAGCCUGUUUUCCAAAACCCCUUUGGAAAAACAGACGAAUCUGGAGAGAAGGAGAAGACUGAGGAUGACGUCUCAUCUCCAUUGGCUGGUCCCCUUCAUGGCGACUCGGUCACUGAACGAAAGAGAAAAUUCUGGACUAUUAUUCACGAGUCUGCUUUUGCGACUGCUUUUACAGACAUUUCGGAAGAGCUCGAGAAGAUCGUCGGCUUUUCCAAAUCUGCUUUGGGCGAGGAGACCUAA
Molecule: messenger RNA, 3741 nt
Organism: Yarrowia lipolytica CLIB122
Lineage: Eukaryota; Fungi; Ascomycota; Dipodascomycetes; Dipodascales
Source: RefSeq, a predicted model, not a curated record